Molecule: messenger RNA, 1164 nt
Organism: Aspergillus nidulans FGSC A4
Lineage: Eukaryota; Fungi; Ascomycota; Eurotiomycetes; Eurotiales; Aspergillaceae
Product: ketohexokinase
Exons: 6
Coding region: 61-1014 (317 amino acids)
Biological process (GO): fructose metabolic process
Molecular function (GO): kinase activity; ketohexokinase activity
Source: RefSeq, a predicted model, not a curated record
UUUGGAUCAAGUGUCUACCACAGCUGCUCUGUUUAUUCUUCAGUGCAUUGCUCAUAAAUCAUGGUUUUGGUCGCAGUAGGGGCAUGCUAUAUCGAUACAAUCUUGACAACACCCCAUUAUCCUGGAGAGGAUGACAAGCUACGAGCAACGAGCAUAUUGCGGCGGCGUGGGGGUAACUGUCCCAACACGUUGGAAGUGCUGAAACAGCUCGUACCACAGCCCUCGUUCGGCCAGGAACCGCCGCUGAAACUUAUUGCCGUUCUUCCGGCACAGACGUCGGUUGCUUCAAAGCAGAUCCGAGAUGCGUUUGAGCCUCAGGUGUCAUUAAAUAACUGCAUUUACCGGCAAGAGUUCAAGGAGCCAGCUUCCAGUUAUAUUAUCAAGAGUCAAGCUUCAGGCAGCAGGACAAUUGUCAAUUAUAAUGAGCUGCCUGAGAUGAAGCUGGAAGAAUUUAUUCAGAUUGCUGAUAAGUUGGGCACAGAGGCCAGAUGGUUUCACUUUGAGGGCCGGAUACCGGAUGUGACUCUCUCUUGCAUGCGCCAUAUUCGAGAACACUAUCCGAGUAUCAAGAUCAGUGUAGAAGUCGAGAAGCCUGGGAGAGAAGGGCUCCAGGAACUCGCACAAGAGGCUGACGUAGUCUUUUACUCUAAGAGUUGGGCACAGGCCAAUGGAUACAAAUCAGCGAAAGAAUGUAUUGAGAAGCAAUCAUUCCAGCUGGGCAAAGCAACCCUUCUCUGUUGCACAUGGGGACAAGAUGGAGCUGCGGCUCUUGAACCUCGUGUUGGGAGCGCCGUACAGAGUCCGGCUUACACGCCGAAGGGCUUUCAAGUUGUGGAUACUAUUGGGGCAGGAGACACUUUUAUAGCCGGGAUGUUGUAUGGUUUGACUGUUAAGGGAGAUACUUGGGAUCUUUCGCAGAAGCUAAGCAUAGCGAACCGACUUGCGGGAACGAAGGUAGCCCAGGAGGGCUUUGAUAAUCUUGGAAGAGUUCUUGAACCGCUUUCUGACCAUUGAAAGAUUUUCUGACCGCAUAUUAUGCGCAACGGUUAUGAAGAAAGCUGAUGAAAUGAUGUAUAUUUCUUCCAAUUGAUAGACACUUUUUAGGAUUUUUAGGAUUUGGGAUUACGCCCUCAUGCCUAGGAACAUAACAGUGCACAUUUUCUC